AUGUCGUCGUCGUCGUCGUCGUCAGCCGCCGCCAACAUUCCGCCGGCAAGUCUCGAGCAGAUUCUGCGCAUUCGACAGGAGCGCAAUCAGCGGACGCCGAAAUGCGCGCGAUGCCGCAAUCACGGCACCGUGUCGGCUUUAAAGGGGCACAAGCGGUUUUGCAAGUGGAAGGAUUGCCUCUGCGCGAAAUGCACACUGAUCGCCGAACGACAAAGGGUGAUGGCGGCUCAGGUCGCACUUCGACGCCAACAGAGUCAAGAAGAGAAGGACGCACGCGAGCUCGAGAUUUUGUUGGGCUCCUCGGGAAACGCCAGCGAGUUUUUGGAGUUGCUUCGACGCGACAAUGCCGACCAACAGCCGCAGAAUCUCUCCAACUGCUCGAGUUCCUCAGACUCUGGCGGUGAUAAACAUGAUGUGAAUGGAAAACAGCCGACAAGGGAAGAUGAGGAGAUGGUGAGUCGAAGUAGUCCGAGCAGUCCGACGAGCAGCGAACAGAAAAUCUCGUCGGUCUCGCCACCGACGAACAAUAACAUCGAAUGCAAUAUUGGAAAUGCGGCAAUGUUUCGACCGCAGAAUUUCGCGUUCCCAAUGUUCAACCCGUUAAUGUACAAUCGUCAUCUCAUGCGAAUGCCAAUGAUUCCGCAUUUCGGCUUCGCAGGCGCUUCGGGCCUUGGGAUUCCGGCGGAUUUCACCGCCGCAGCAACACUUGCCAAUGGAUUUCCGACGGCAAUUUCAGCUCAACACCUUCCACAAACCGCUCAAUCAUCUCCAUCAACCACCUCAAAUAGUCCGGUCACAAACACGAUAUUUCCUCAAAUUUUUCCACUCGAUUGCCGUCAAAUCAAGGCUGAAAAUGCUGAAACUGUCUAA
Messenger RNA from Caenorhabditis bovis, 870 nucleotides. The record is from the annotation of a GenBank genome assembly. NCBI's taxonomy places the organism in Eukaryota, Metazoa, Nematoda, Chromadorea, Rhabditida, Rhabditidae.